Molecule: messenger RNA, 2514 nt
Organism: Phymastichus coffea
Lineage: Eukaryota; Metazoa; Arthropoda; Insecta; Hymenoptera; Eulophidae
Gene: Ugt50B3
Product: UDP-glucosyltransferase 2-like
Exons: 7
Coding region: 707-2254 (515 amino acids)
Molecular function (GO): UDP-glycosyltransferase activity
Source: RefSeq, a predicted model, not a curated record
UCGAAAGUAAAAGCCCAUUGGGUGUGUAUGUGUAUGUAUGUGUGUGUGUGUGUGUGUGUGUGUAUGGUGGUCAUCAGGAUCGAUUUUCGCGGCUACAGCAAUACGUCAACUUGAAAUUUUUGAACAGCUCGCUCUCGUGUGCACGCAGAAGGGGCAAUACUUUCUCUGGAUGUGCACGUUCGGGUGGUUUGGUGGGAGUUUGCUUGGUUGACUCUCUCUUUUAGCAUGAUAGCCAGCUGAUCGUUGGCGCAGUUGGCCGACAGAGACUUUCACGCGAGGUUCGUCUCUACGUGCCGCGAGUAGUCGCCGAUUUGGUCCUCCUUGGCUUUUUUCUCGCAGCGCGGUCUCUCGUUAGGUUGUGUGCUUGCAACAGCAGUCGCUUGCGUCAAUUGUUUUCUUAGGAAUUGGCCCAGGCCGUGGGCAGACCAGCAGAAAAGCCGCACGAGAGCGGCGUAAUUGGCUAGUGAAAGUUUUUUUCUGCAACGACCGACGAAUUAAUCGACGAUUUAUAUAUACCAAAGUGUAUGCUGUGCGCGUAUACCACCGGACAGGUCAAACAUUUUUUGCGCUCGAGCUGUAAUGUUUUGUACGGGGACUGUCGAAAAACCCGCUUUCUCCCCGUAACAGAGGCUUCCUUUCACGUCUUCUAUGUGCGUACGCGAGCGAGAAAGAUCUGAUGUGACAAUCUUUUCAUUCGUCCGACGCGAUGGCUGUUAAAGUGCUGCUAGUAAUUUCGACUAUCGUUCAAGUGUCUCAUGGAUACAACGUGUUGUUAGCCACAAUGGGUGGUACCAGAUCACACACGGUACCAUUCGUUGCAUUGGGCACUGCACUCGUGGAACGUGGUCAUAACGUCACUCUGGCUAGUGGUUUUUCCGGACCUGCGGCGAAUAAUGGACUGAAGGAACUUGUACCACCGAGGCUUGAAACAUACAUCGGCAACUAUACCUCAGAAUGGGAUCUGGUUGGCUCGCGUUUCCGCAAUGAAUUGCCCAUUUCACCGUGGGACGCGAUGAGAUAUGGUUGGGAAGCUUGCGAGGCCCUGCUAACCGACGGCUUUUACCUAUCCGAAGUGCAGAGACCCGAAGGAAAUUCACGAGCACAGUGGGACGUUGUUGUGAUCGACGGUGCUUAUCCCGAAUGCCUCCUCGGCGUUCUGCAUGGGCAACAGGUGCCGACGAUAAUGCUCAACACGGUGGCCUUGUACAGCGGUUCUUUAGCACGCCAGGGCAAUCCAUCGCCGUGGUCAAUAAGGCCGUACUUCGGCAAAGCGCUGACACAAGACAUGAACUUUGCGCAGAGAAUAUUGAACGUGAGUUACUUGAGCAUACUGGAGAUCAUGCAUUGGAUUAUGAUCACCGGAUUCAUUCAGCCGACCUUGCGCAAGCAUUUGGGCGAGCAAGUACCAGACGUCCGAGAGCUGGUGUCGGAGGUGCCGCUGACGCUGCAGAACAAUCACUACUCGGUGUCGGACUCGACACCUUACCUGUCGAACGUCGUGAACGUAGCUUGCAUACAGUGCCGAGCACCGCUCAAGCUCGGCCCGGAAAUGGAUACGUUCCUCAGCCGAGGUUUCGUAUUCGUGUCGAUGGGUUCAUCGGUGAAAGCUUCGGGCAUGCCAGAAGCACUGAGGAAAAUGUUCGUCGCCGUGUUCUCCACUCUGCCCUACAAUGUCGUUUGGAAAUGGGAGGGUGGCACGAUUGAACAUUUACCAUCGAACGUGCGCACUGCAGCUUGGUGGCCACAGCAAGAAUUACUUGGACACAACAAGCUCAAAGCAUUCGUCUCGCAUGGUGGAUUGCUUUCGCUGCACGAAGCUGCGUACCAUGCUGCACCGACGCUCGUUCUCCCGGUGUUUUGCGAUCACGAUGGAAAUGCCGCUCAGGCUGAGAAACUGGGCUACGCGUUAGUAACAGAUUUGGCAAGUCUGACGAUAACCGUGCUCCGCGAGAGUAUAAUGAAAGUGGCAGCCGGUGGUAAGAAUCCCUACAGAGAAGCUGCCAAAAAAAGAAGUAUGCUAAUGAAAGACAUUCCUGUAGAUACAAAAAAUUUAGCUGUUUGGUGGGUCGAACACAUAGCCCGGCACAAGGGAGCCGAUCAUCUAAAGAGCACCUCGAGGCACAUGAGCGUUGGACACUACUACUCGCUGGACGUGGCCGGUUUUUACUUAGCAUUGUUUGUUAGCGUUGUAUACGGUGCUAGAAAGUUGCUUCACCGUGCCGGUCGAAAAAAAUUGAAAGAGAAACUGCAGUGAAUGCAUAAUGUCAGUUCUUUCUGUAAAUGAUGUACACACAAUAUUACUUGUUUAUACAUAGAAACUUUGUUUUUCGUGGAAGCUGUUUUGAUUACUCAUUGUAGCUUGUAGUACUUUUAUUUUUAUUUUAUUUAAAUAGUUUUUUACCGUAAUAAAUAUUGUUGAAUGGUUUGUGAUUAUUGUUAUAAAUCAGAAUCUUUAAGAUUUGUAAAAAAUUAUUGUUAAUUAUGAGUAAUGCGAGCUUGUACAUAAUAAUAAUA